AUGCCCGAUUUCAGCGGCAUAUUCAUCGACGCUGGUCGUUUCGAACUGGUACGACUCCUCGGCGCUGGCGGCUGUGGAGUCGUGUACCUCGCCAUCGAUCACCACGCCUCGACCUCCUCCUCGAGCGCAACUCCCGUUCAUCGGGCGAUCAAAAUCGUCCGCAAAGUCGGCAGGCCCGAUAUCGAGUACCAGAAGCGGGAAAUCGCCCUACACCGGCUCGUUUCAGACAUCCCACACGUCCUCACGCUGCACGACGCCUUCGAGGACGAGUACUACUUCUACCUCGUCAUGGAAUACUGCGAGAGCGACAUGUACAAGGUCCUGUUCGAGGGCCGGAUGUACCACGAGAACGACGAGCUGGUCCGCUCCGCGUUCUUGCAGAUCUUGGAUGCGGUGCAGGCGUGCCACCGGAGACGGGUGUUCCAUCGUGACCUAAAGCCCGAGAACAUCCUCUGCAACGCGGACGGGAGCGAGAUCUACGUAGCCGACUUCGGGCUUGCGACGCAGAACUCGCGGAGCGCCACGUUCGGCUGCGGUAGCGCGCCCUAUCUCAGCCCUGUAGAGAGCGUUGGUCUGGAGUUCAGCUACCGGCCGUACUCUACGAAACGCGCGGACGUCUGGGCACUGGGAAUCAUCCUCGUCAACAUGAUCACUGGCCUCGGCCCUUGGGAGAAGGCCGUGACAGAGGAUCCCCGCUUCUGCGAGCACCUCCUCGACGGUGGCUACCUGGAGCGCGUCAUCCCAGCCUCGCAGGGUGCCAUCCAGAUCCUAAAGAGAGUAUUCAGGAUCAACCCGCAGUCGCGCCCUAGCCUGGAGCAGCUACGCAGGAGCAUCCUCAACCUCGACACCUUCUUU
Messenger RNA from Rhodofomes roseus, 855 nucleotides. RefSeq names its product kinase-like domain-containing protein. NCBI's taxonomy places the organism in Eukaryota, Fungi, Basidiomycota, Agaricomycetes, Polyporales, Fomitopsidaceae. The annotation marks the transcript as partial. The transcript is spliced from 2 exons. Gene Ontology annotation, biological process: protein phosphorylation; intracellular signal transduction. The record is from RefSeq and is a predicted model, not a curated record. Gene Ontology annotation, molecular function: protein serine/threonine kinase activity; ATP binding.